Molecule: messenger RNA, 3159 nt
Organism: Morchella sextelata
Lineage: Eukaryota; Fungi; Ascomycota; Pezizomycetes; Pezizales; Morchellaceae
Exons: 4
Coding region: 1-3159 (1052 amino acids)
Biological process (GO): transcription elongation by RNA polymerase II; regulation of mRNA 3'-end processing; transcription antitermination
Cellular component (GO): nucleus
Molecular function (GO): RNA polymerase II transcription regulatory region sequence-specific DNA binding
Source: RefSeq, a predicted model, not a curated record
AUGGCUGAGCCACGACGUAGCGUUCGUUCUACGAAGGGUGUCAACAACCGCCUCUCUGAUAUCGGGCUCGAAAGCGCGUCGCCAGCGCCCGCUUCAGGCCAAGCGUCGAAAGCGAAAAAGAAGACCCCCGCGAAAGAACGAGCCUCACCUGACAGGUCGCAGACUGUGGAGGAGGAGAAUACCAACGGCUCGCCUGAUGAUAUCAUUCGGUGUGUCUGUGGAGCAAAGGAGGAGGAUGAGGAUGACUCGAGGAUGAUGAUCCAGUGCGAAGGGUGUGAAGCGUGGCAGCAUACCCAGUGCAUGGGGAUUCCCAAGAAGAAAAUCCCAAAGCAAUACUUUUGCGAGGUCUGCAGACCGGAGAAUCACCAAGUCCUUUUGAAUCAAUUGGAGAAGGGAGAAAAGCCCUGGGAAAAGAAGCCAACUGCAAGGAGAAAGGGAAAGAAAGAUUCAACACCGGCCAGAGGCCAGAAACAAGAUUCAACGCCAGCUAGGAAUUUUAAAAAUGAACCAACUCCCACCAAAAGUGAAGUUGCCCCGGCCUCAGAGUUUCCGGAAUUGCCUGCGCCAAGUGAUACACCUGUGCCAAAGAAACCGGUACAAAGGAGGAAGAAGAAGCAGCAGGUUGUAGCGGAGAUGGAGAUGCCGAGACGAAGCCCUUCUCCGGUUGUAGAACAGGAUGACCCAAUGGAUAUCGACAUUUCGCAAAGUGCGCAGGAAGACAUCCCAAACAAACCUCCAGAGGAUUUAGAGAAAGUAGAGGAAGACCCAGAAGAAGAAGAGCCAGAGGAAGAGCAGCCGGAACAACCAGAGGAGGAACCGGAUAAGCCAGAGGAGGAGCCAGAGGAGCCAGAUAAACUAGAGACGGUAGAAAAGCCAGUGGCGCAAGAAAAGCCGGAGGAGCAAGAAGAGACAGAAGAUCGCGAGAGGACAGUGUCCAUGGAAUUAUCUCCUGCCAAAGACACCAUUGAGAGUAAUGGGAAUGGGGUUGUGAAAGAAGUGAUAGAGGAUUCGCUGGAGCCUCAGACUCCACAGACCCCGAUUUCCGCUACAAAAGAAGAGCCGAACAGGAGAGAUAAUCGACGCGACUCUACUCGAUCAAUAAAGUCACUCAAGCGAAAGCCUACGGGCGAUUCCGAUGGAGAAUACAAGCAUGAAGACGAGGAACCGCACAAGAGAAUACGCCGCGUAUCGGCAAUCGCAGUAGAUGCCAGCCCCAAGGAUGUGAAGCCGUCGCCCAGAAGAGCCUCCAUAGCAAAACCGCCAAUCAAAAGGCAGAAAACGGAGGAUAAUACACCUCAGAAAGAGCUUGUGGAGACUAUUGACGAACUUCGAAACGAGGGCCGUCGGAAGGUUGCGAACUUCCUGAUGACGCCACUCAUUGAGCGUGCCAGUCCCCUCGUCUCUGAAAACGAACUGAUCUUGGCUGAAGGCCAAACAAUCAAUAAACUCUGCGAAAGACUUGCAUUACAAGUGGAGCACCAUGUUUAUCUAUUGUUCUUCAAAGGGGGCGAAUUGCCUCCUGAAUACACCAAGAAAGUAAGGAGCGUUGCAUACAACCUCCGCGCCAAUCCUUCAUUGAGCGAAGAACUGUUGAAGGAGAAUUUGGAGCCCUCUAGACUGGCGCACAUGACAACAGAUGAGAUGGCGUCGAAGGAGUUAAAGGAGUUAAUGCAGAAGAUACGUCUAGAAUCAGAGAAGCAUAACACUUUGAUUACGGAAACUGGACCUCGAAUCCGGAGGACACAUAAAGGCGAGGAAUUGGUUGGUGAAGUCGAGGACAACGAACCAACGGAUCAAGACGUGGAUAGCCUUGUUCCACCCGGCGGCAUCAUACGUAGGUCAGAUUCCACCGAUGAACCAACAGUCUCUAUGGCCGACAAAUCGCCCUCUAUUGCCGUUGAAAUUACUGAGAGCCCAGUCACCGCACCCGAGAAUCAUGAUGAGGUUUUGAGAUCUCCAUCCAGACCUCCCGUUGCGGAUGCUAAACCCGAAAGGGGACGAAAUUUCAGCAUCGAGAAUGUUUGGGAUCACAUUGAAGCACCGGACACGAACCGUAUUCCUAGGGCUAUGAGGCCAGCGGUUCCAGCCACAGCCCGUGAUACAGACCCCAAGAUUGAUAAGGACAUUGAUAUGCUUCUUAAAGAUGAUGAUGGUGAUGCCACACCACCCUACUCCCCAGCAAGUGCCAUGUCAGAUGAUGACCAUUACUCCCCACGCCACGAAGAGGAGGAGGAUGAAUGGAAAGGACGCGUAGAAAUGAAUGGAAUUGCAAGUCUAUCUGCUACAGCUGCACUAGUCGGAGGUCCAGAGUAUGUUGCAAACACUAAAUGGUCUGAUCUGUUGACCGAUGUUCUGCACAUUGAUGGCCGCAUCAAGCAUGAUCGUGCAACAGAAUAUCUAUGCGGACAGAAGUUUUCGAAAAGUAGCUCUCUUGUUAUGGUUUCUCUCACUCCCACAGAUAGCAUGGCCCAAACAGAGUUCAAAAAGCUUUUCGAUUAUUUCAAGGAGAGGGAUAGGUAUGCAGUUGUUGGGAAGCAUUUGCAAAAGUGCAUUAAGGAUCUCUAUAUUGUUCCCGUCGACGAGAAGGACAGUCUCCCAGAUUGGUUCAACGUAUUAGACCCGGCCUCAAGUAUCCCCCAGAACGGGCGCCAGGGAAAGCUCCUAAUCGUCAUAUUUGUCGUUAUUCGAAACCUCGUGGGCCUACCAUCAGCGACCCCAACGCAUGCCUCUGCAUCCAUGUCUCCUUAUACACAAAUGCGCCAUCGUGCUUCAGAUGCUGCACCCCCAUAUACGCCGAUCGCGCCGACCCCGUCAGGUAUGCACCAUCAAGGAACGCCGUAUACACCUCCUCAACAGGCGCAGCAACAUAACUUUGCCUAUCAGGGUCCCAAUGCUCAUCAGCAACAAUACGUCACUACGUACAAUGGAGGAUCGUAUCCUCCGAAUUCUGGCCACAAUGCACAUCCUACGCCCUCUCCGGCCCCAGGAUCGCUCCCUGUACCAUUGGCGGAAAUGACCCAGAAUCUUGUUCAAAUCUUCCCAGACAUGGAUGCCAAUCAGCUUAUGAUGAUCAACAAGAUUCUUGUUGAAAACCCUGAGAUACAGAACGACCCAGAUGCUCUCGCGAAGAUAAUUGAAAGGCAGAUGGGAGGAUCUUGA